AUGCCAGCUCUUCUGGGUCAGGAAAAACUCAUGAACUUCAAACUAGACAAUGAGACCUCAGAUGAUACAUGGUACCAUACUCUCAGACACAAAGACAAUAUUAAUCCACCCCCUCAGAAGAGGAUUGUGAGCUCUAGGUCUGUUGGAAAUUCUUUGACACCAACAAAAGUCCCAUGUCUACAGAAGCUUGAGAAACUAUACUCAGAGACACGUAAUUCCUCCACAAUAUUUGAAAAUGCACAGUAUCGUACAAAGGAAAAACAGAAAGCUGAAAGUAAAGAGCACCACUCUAUCUUUAAUCUGACACGUGCAUGUAUAAUGUUUGGUGGUCACUGUAGAAAUAAAUGUGGUGGAAAUGAAUUUAGGAUGGUAUAUUGUGAUGUGUCUACAUCGCUUUGCUGCAUUAGACAAUGUAAGCCUAAGAAGUAUAAAUAA
Rangifer tarandus platyrhynchus (Svalbard reindeer) is the source of this 435-nucleotide messenger RNA. NCBI's taxonomy places the organism in Eukaryota, Metazoa, Chordata, Mammalia, Artiodactyla, Cervidae. The record is from the annotation of a GenBank genome assembly.